Messenger RNA from Myripristis murdjan (pinecone soldierfish), 823 nucleotides. It is a transcript of the gene lcp2b, whose product is annotated as lymphocyte cytosolic protein 2b. The record is from RefSeq and is a predicted model, not a curated record. Gene Ontology annotation, biological process: intracellular signal transduction; cell surface receptor protein tyrosine kinase signaling pathway. The coding region runs from base 32 to 823 and encodes 263 amino acids. NCBI's taxonomy places the organism in Eukaryota, Metazoa, Chordata, Actinopteri, Holocentriformes, Holocentridae. The transcript is spliced from 8 exons.
UCGGUGGAUGUGACAGUGAUAAGACACACAGAUGAGUUUUGACAGUGUUCCCCCCAAGGUGGAGGUGAUGGGAUGGAAUGCCCGAAGUCUGGCUGACUACAUGAAGAGGCUCAAGCUAUCAGGCUGUGACAAAGUGGUGAUCAAGCGCAGCAUCACCGGAGCACAAUUCAUGGACAAAGAAGGUGAUGAUGAUGGUGGGGAAUACAAGGAUGAGGAGAACAGCUAUGUCUGUGCCCUGUCUGAGUCACCCCAACCUGGGCAAACAGAGAGCGAGGAGGCCAAUGCUAUGAGUGACUAUGAGCCACUUGCCUCUCCAGACACAAAGGAACAGCCUCUACACCCCGGCUUGCCAAAACCUUUGGGAGAUGGACCCCACGACCUCCCCUGCACCACAAACGGAGUCCACAAACAGAGGCUGACAAAGCAAGCCACAUCAAUUAAAGGCACCUACAGGGCCGGACAACUGCAACAGGGUAUGGAUCCAAGGUGGUACGCAGGACAAGUAACCAGACAUCAGGGUGAAGUUGUCCUCAAACAGGUGAACAAGGAUGGGGCAUUUGUGGUAAGGGAUAGCUCAAAAGGCUUGUCUGAGCAGCCCUACACCCUGAUGGUGCUGAGCCAAGGCAAGGUCUAUAACAUUCAGAUCCGUAACCAAGGCAACUCUUAUUCCUUGGGCAGUGGUCACUGGAAAACAGAGAGUUUCCCUGGGGUAAAGGAGAUCAUUAGCCAUCACACUCGCAUCCCACUGCUGCUCAUUGAUGCCACAGACUACAGUGCUGGAGCCAAGAGCCAGUGCUGUCUACUGCACCCUGCGGGAUUCUGA